Miscanthus lutarioriparius is the source of this 945-nucleotide messenger RNA. NCBI's taxonomy places the organism in Eukaryota, Viridiplantae, Streptophyta, Magnoliopsida, Poales, Poaceae. The record is from the annotation of a GenBank genome assembly.
AUGCCGAAGGACAGGAGCUCCCGCGUUUCCUCUUAUGAGAGCCGUCGGGCUCGUGCCUCCCCAUACAUCUCAGCGUCUCAUGGACAGAGCAGUUCUUCUCGCCGGUCAGAAGAGUCUUCUGCGGCUGCAGCAGUGGCAGCAGCGAAGCAAGCUGCAGAGUGGGAGGAUGUUCGGUGCCCGGUCUGCAUGGACCACCCGCACAACGCUGUCCUGCUGGUCUGCUCGUCACAUGAGAAGGGUUGCCGCCCCUUCAUGUGUGACACCAGCUCGCGCCACUCCAAUUGCUAUGACCAGUACCGCAAGGCCUUCAAGGAUUCCUCCAAGGAUUCAGGGACAGAGUGCAGCGAGUGCCAGCAGCAGGUUCAGCUCUCGUGCCCACUGUGCCGUGGGCCAGUCAGCGAUUGCAUCAAGGACUACGACGCGCGAAGGUACAUGAACACCAAGGUCCGAUCGUGCACCAUGGAGUCGUGCGAGUUCAGGGGCGCCUACCAGGAGCUGAGGAAGCAUGCUAGGGUGGAGCAUCCAGCGGCGAGGCCAAUGGAGGUAGACCCUGAACGGCAGCGGGAUUGGCGCCGGAUGGAGCAGCAGCGGGACCUUGGGGACUUGAUGAGCAUGCUGCGUUCAGGGUUCAGCAGCAAUAUCGAGGACGACAGUGGUGGACUUGGAGCCAUCGAAGAAGGGGAAGAGGAAGCUGAAAGGACUCCGACCGCCAUAACAAUGGUCUUCAUCAUGCCAUCUAGAGGCUCGAUCAUGCAGUACUUAACAGAACGCAGUAGGGCGAUCAUUCUGGUCAGCCGGAGGCGAGCAAGCAGUGGCAGUGGUGAUGCUGAAGCCACAGCACCAGACAGCGAGGAAGGUGAUGACCCUAUGCCAUUGGCGGAGGCAUCUGCUGGUUCACAGCAUGCUUCUGAAGAAGAGGAGGCUGAUGGUGACCCUGCCCAAUGA